Molecule: messenger RNA, 833 nt
Organism: Coffea eugenioides
Lineage: Eukaryota; Viridiplantae; Streptophyta; Magnoliopsida; Gentianales; Rubiaceae
Product: probable ADP-ribosylation factor GTPase-activating protein AGD9
Exons: 2
Coding region: 319-783 (154 amino acids)
Source: RefSeq, a predicted model, not a curated record
UCGAUCGACUCACCCCAAAUUUCACUUGAGAAAGUUAAUUGGAUUUUCACGACAAUUUAUCGUUUUUCCAAGAAACGUUGCCGGAUAGCGAUCGCUCCUCCGAUUUUGAUUGCUUUCUUGAAGAUGAUGACUCUAAAGAUGGUGAAAUUGAGGAGAACGAGUUGACAAACCCCUGCCCUAUCCACGAUACUCGCCCCAUUUGGCCUAGCUUGAAUCCGUCGAGUUUGGGUGCGAUGGGGUUGGAAGAUUGCAAGGCUUCUGAGGGUUCUUCGUAGAUUGAUUGGUCUUCUCCUACAGGUUUUGCCCAGAGCAUUGCGGAUGAAGCAGCCAAAUGAAAGCCUUUAUGACCAGAAGCCUGAAGAACCACCCGUUCUAGUUCCAUCAUCGGACUCCGCCAAUAGCACGCCCAAAUCCUUUGCAACUCGCUUUCAGUACAUAGACAAUCCGCAACCAGCAGAUAAUAGUUCUGGAGGCGCACGUGUUCAUAGCCGUGUAUCACCGCUAAAAUCUUCCAAUUUGUUUGCUGAAUAUGAGAUGGAUAGUUGUUUGUCAAAGGAGACUAGCUCAACUAUGCCCAAAGUUCAAGCAAGCAUUGAACGUGUGUGUGUAUAUAUAUAUGUAUGUGUCUACACACACACACACACCCCGAAGUGCUUGUGUUCUCGAGAAACAUUAAUUCUUGUUUGUGAUAAUAAAACCAUCUAUCAAGUUGUGAACACAGUGAAAUUUGAGAAUAUGAAUUUGAAAGAAGGAAGUAGUGUUAGCAUACAGGUGUUUGAAUAGUUAGAGCCUUGUAGUUCUUGGACUAAUUUUAGUAACAUUAAUUAGUUAUU